Molecule: messenger RNA, 12108 nt
Organism: Coregonus sp. 'balchen'
Lineage: Eukaryota; Metazoa; Chordata; Actinopteri; Salmoniformes; Salmonidae
Source: the annotation of a GenBank genome assembly
AUGGACGCUCUGAAGUUCAGGAGCUUCCUCGAACAGUUUCACCCUGAUAAAAUGAACAGAGAACUGAAUAAGGUGAGUAGUGGUUACUUGAUAAGAUGAGUAGUGGUAACUCAAUAAGAUGAGCAUAGUUCGUGGCUGGAGAUUUCAUGCACACCAUUCAGUAAAAAAAAGAAAAUGGAUAAUGAAUACAAAACGCCCAUUCAUGAUGUAACCAUUUGGCAACUUAUAAAAUGAACAUGGUCGUCUUGUUGGGUUGGGGUCAAUGACGUAUAUAUAAACCCCUGGAUUGCUGAUGCUAUGUAUUGGCCAAUGAGAGGCUUUGAAGCCACCGGGCGGCCAUAUUGGUUCUCCCCAGCAGGAGCAGUGCUCCAUAGGAAUGAAUGGAAUUCUACAAUAUUGCAAUUAAAUGUUUCAACAACAAAUUUACAUGUAUUUAAGUAUUUUGUUGUUGUAGUGGGGACAGAAGCAUUACUACUCUCUACAAGUUCUACUUAAGGAACAUUUUUGUGUAUAUAUAUAUAUUUGUAUUUCUUAGUUUAGCUCAUAUAAUAUAAUUUAAAAGUAUGCAUUAGGGUGUCUGUAAUGGAAUAAACAUGGGGGAAAAUGAAUAUAGACAUUAAUAAAUGUUUGCUAAUUUAUAAAAACUAAAAUCUAAAAAAAUUAAUAUUUUACAUAAGUAUUCAGACCCUCAGUACUUUGUUAAAGCACCUUUGGCAGCGACUACAGCCUCGAGUCUUCUUGGGUAUGACGCUACAAGCUUGGCACGCCUGUAUUUGGGGAGUUUCUCCCAUUCUUCUCUGCAGAUCCUCUCAAGCUCUGUCAGGUUGGAUGGGGAGCGUCACUGCACAGCUAUUUUCAGGUCUCUCCAGAGAUGUUCGAUCGGGUUCAAGUCCGGGCUCUGGCUGGGCCACUUAAGGACAUUCAGAGCCUUGUACCGAAGCCACUCUUGCGUUGUCUUGGCUGUGUGCUUAGGGUCGCUGUCCUGUUGGAAGGUGAACCUUUGCCCCAGUCUGAGGUCCUGAGUGCUCUGGAGCAGGUUUUCAUCAAGGAUCUCUCUGUACUUUGCUCCGUUCAUCUUUCCCUUGAUCCUGACUAGUUUCUCAGUCCCUGCAGCUGAAAAACAUCCCCACAGCAUGAUGCUGCCACCACCAUGCUUCACCGUAGGGAUUGUGCCAGGUUUCCUCCAGAUGUGAGGCUUGGCAUUCAGGCCAAUGAGUUCAAUCUUGGUUUCAUCAGACCAGAGAAUCUUGUUUCUCAUGGUCUGAGAGUCCUGUAGGUGCCUUUUGGCAAACUCCAAGCGGGCUGUCAUGUGCCUUUUACUGAGGAGUGGCUUCCGUCUGGCCACUCUACCAUAAAGGCCUGAUUGGUUGAGUGCUGCAGAGAUGGUUGUCCUUCUGGAAGGUUAUCCCAUCUCCACAGAGGGACUAAGGAGCUCUGUCAGAGUGACCAUCGGGUUCUUGGUCACCUCCCUGACCAAUGCCCUUCUCCCCUGAUUGCUCAGUUUGGCCGGGCGGCCAGCUCUAGGAAGAGUCUUGGUUGUUCCAAACUUCUUCCAUUUAAGAAUGAUGGAGGCCACUGUGUUCGUGGGGACCUUUAAAUGCUGCAGACAUUUUUUGGUAUCCUUCUGCAAAUCUGUGCCUUGACACAAUCCUGUCUCGGAGCUCUACGGACAAUUCCUUCGACCUCAUGGCUUGGUUUUUGCUCUGACAUGGGACCUUAUAUAGACAGGUGUGUGCCUUUCCAAAUCAUGUCCAAUCAAUUGAAUUUGCCACAGGUGGACUCCAAUCAAGUUGUAGAAACAUCUCAAGGAUGAUCAAUGGAAACAGGAUGCACCUGAGCUCAAUUUCGAGUCUCAUAGCAAAGGGUCGGAAUACUUAAUGUAAAUAAGGUAUUUCUGUUUAUUAUUUUGAAUACAUUUGCAAAGAUUUCUAAAAAUCUGUUUUCGCUUCGUCAUUACGGGGUAUUGUGUUUAGAUUUAGGGAAAAAAUGUAUUUAAUCCAUUUUAGAAUAAUGUCGUAACGUAACAAAAUGUGGAAAAAGUCAAGGGGUCUGAAUAAUUUCCGAAGGCACUCUAGAUAUAUUCUUGGCUACGUCCUUGGGAAUCACCCAUUCUCUGCUUCUCAUAUCUGGAGUGCUUCUGCUUUAAGUAAAAUUUGUCGUCCGUUGUACUGUAGACACAAAUAUGAACAUAUCUGUAAUAUUAAUGACGGUGUAAGUAAGGAGGGCGUUAGUCUACAGCUAUCGCUGUUUGAUGUUAAGCUUUGAUCUUCCAUCCGUGUGUGUGAGUGUGCGAGUGUCGUUCCUUUAAAAUGAUUAUAUGCAUCAGUGAGAACCUUAAUUGAAGUUGAAAUUAGCCUUGUCACGUUGAUUUAAUAGCUUUAGUGUCGAGCCAUUGCAUACAAUCAGACAAAGACAACACAAUGAUCUCAUAGUCACUGCUGCCAAAUGUAACGUCAUCUGAAAUGACUAACGUGUACUCUUCCUCUGAGGUAAACAAUAAACAUUGGAGUUGGUUUAAGAAUGGAAGAUGCCAUCUUGAGUGAUGAAAUGUUUAGCUAGUUAAUUAAGGCUAUCAUGUCCCAUUAUGAUCUGCUAUUUUAUGCAUUAGUUGAUCUAAAUCAAGUUUAUUUAACCUUUUGUUUAACCAGGUAAGUUAUUGAGAACACAUUCUUUUUUUACAAUAGCAACCUGACAAUGGUGGUAAAUUACAUCAGAAUACUUCAGGUAUCCAUUUCUUCACAUAAUAUUCUCUGAUAGUAAUUGACAAAGUGAAAUUAAAAGACAUUACGUUGAUGUUGUGAAGUCUCACUUCAGGAAGAAAAAAAAAAAGCUGACCGUUCUAACAGGAGGUGAAAAAUAACCCGAACAUGGAGAGCAAUUCUGUUUGGAGGGUUGUUUAAGAAACUGCCCAAUCUGCCCUUUUAAACCCUAGAAUUUACCACUGGACAGACAGGGGGUGUACGUCCCAAAUGGCACCCUAUUCCCUAUAUAGUGCACUACUUUUGACCAGGGCCCAUAGUGCACUAUGUAGGGAAAUGGGUGCCAUUUGGGACACGACGGGGGAGGAGCCGUACUCAGCAUUCAUUCUCACUUAAGUCACCUUAAUUCCCAAGUGAAAAUGGAUGUCCAGAGCCCCUUGCGUAUAUCCAUCAUUUAAUUUGCUGAGGUGCCUCGUGUCAAUGUUAGAAGACACCUGUCUUGUCAAGUCAAUCCAUAUCAAAAUCCCUUCCAGAUGUGAAUGGGGCGUAGGUCGGAUAGGUGUAAUUGGCAGUUCUACGACAUGUAAAUGAAAUCAAGCUCUAUAUGUGUGAACUGUGAAGUUGUUAAAUGAUCAUUUUAAAAAUGCAUGGUUAAUACUCAGGCCAACCGGAUCUUUCCUCAGGGCUUUUUUUUACGCACGCAGCAUGCAUUACAUUGAAUAAUGUGCCAAGCUUUAGGACCGGCACGCAGCAUGCAUUGAAUUUAAUAAUGUGCCAAGCUUUAGGCCCGGCAGGCAGCAUGCAUUACAUUGUUAUGUUAUAUAUAUUUUCCAUUUACGUGUGUUAAUGUAUAGGACCAUACUAGAGUUCUCAUGAUUACGUUAUGGAACUUACCAGAGAUAUGGAACUGCACUAAACAGAGAUGUGGAACUGCACUAAACAGAGAUGUGGAACUGCACUAAACAGUGAUCAGAGGAGCCCUAAGGCUUCCUUCUGGCUUUAGUGUAGUUUAAUGAGAUCUCAUCGUAUUACUACUUACUGGUACCCAGCCAGGGCCUGCCCUAGUCUGAUGACUUGACAUACUGUCACAUCAGUAUUCUCACAUCAGCAUUGACCAACUGACGACUCAGUUUAUUUCUCACCAGUGCAAUUUACAUGAUCCCCCCAUGUCUGAGAAAUGUGGUUGCUCUUUUUUGUGUUUUGUUUUGUAUAUCUUCCAAAUCUUUCUCCCCCCCUCCUUUAGGCAUACUGUGGCUUCUCCCGCCCGGGGGAGAGGAGUGAGGAUCUCUCUGCGGUUGCUACGGGGAACUGGGGCUGUGGAGUGUUCGGGGGAGACGCUAGGUUUAAAGGUAAGCUUGGGGCAGCAUAGCACUUACUCAAAAUGGCUGAUGUUACAUUUACAUUUUAGUCAUUUAGUAGACACUCUUUUCCACUUCUUUUGGUGGACUGAAUAUGUGCCAGGACUCAUUUUCUCUUCCGGCCCAAGUUAAACUCUGCUCUUAUCCAGGGCAACUUGCAAUACGUGCCUUUAACUAAAUUAGGUUAAAAAAAACUAAACACAACCACAUAUCACCAUUUUUGCUAUAAAACCUUAUUCGAAAAACACAUUUUAAAGAAUUUAACAUUUAACAUACUUCUGCGUCGUCGCGGUCCAAAGUGGACAGGGUUAGAGAAGAGUAUAGGAGAGAGUAUGAUUUGAACCUCCAGUGGACUGUACUGUUGAGUAUAGGAGAGAGUAUGAUUUGAACCUCCAGUGGACUGUACUGUUGAGUAUAGGAGAGAGUAUGACUUGAACCUCCAGUGGACUGUACUGUUGAGUAUAGGAGAGAGUAUGAUUUGAACCUCCAGUGGACUGUACUGUUGAGUAUAGGAGAGAAGGAGUAUGAUUUGAACCUCCAGUGGACUGUACUGUUGAGUAUAGGAGAGAAAGAGUAUGAUUUGAACCUCCAGUCCUGACAUGAGUCCCAAAUGGCACCCUGUUCCCUAUAAUAUAGUGCACUACUUUUGACCAGAUCCCUAUGGGCCCUGGCCAAAAGUAGUGCACUAAAAGUAGGGAAUAAGGUACCAUUUGGAACGCAUUGCAGUUAGUAUGGCCUGUCCCCUCUCUCGUUAGCCUUGGCUGUGGAAUACAUUCAUUUACUUAAUGCCUAUUUGUCUGCCCACUUAUUGAUCAAAUGACAACGUUGAUAUUUUUCAUUAACAGUGGAAUUGAUCGCCUGCCCCAGCCCACCCAUCCAUUAUGGACCUAGGGGCAAUUCCACGAUAACGGAAUUACGCUGAGACUCCCGAUUUUUCACUUUAAAAUGUAUGCCAAACAAAAAAAAAACAUUGAUUUCAAAGUUUAACAAACCAUACAAACCCUAUGCACAAUGACUACUUUGAACAAUUGACACAGUAAAAAAUAUUAAAUAAAGGUUUACUGGAAAAGAUGUGCAGAUGCAAAGUUUGGUAACAGAAUUACGGUAAAAUCUCCCUCAAUUGUAUUUUGCCACCAAACGUUGUAUCUGCACAGUUCUUCCUGUAUAUUUGUUUUUUUGUAAAAAGCGAAAAGUUUAAUUGUUCAAGGUGUUCCAUUGUUUGUAAAACUUUGAAAUCAGUGGUUUUCGUUUGGUAUACAUUUGAAAGUAAAACAAAUCGGGACUCGGUGUAAUUCAAGUACAUUUCCAUGGUAACGAUCCCAUUAGUGUUCCUACACCACUGUCUAUAGGCAGAGGGGCUCAUAGGAGGACACCGCCAGACUCCUGCGCUACCGCUAACAGUUAGCACCCAGUGGUGCUUUAAGACUAAAUACACUGGCUGAAACCAGCUCAGAGUUUUAAUGGCUGUGAUAGGAGAAAACUGAAUAUGGAUCAACAACAUUGUAGUUACUCUAAAAUACUAACCAAAAUGACAGAGGGGAAAAGAAGGAAGCCUGUACAGAAUACAAAUAUUCCAAAACAUGCAUCUUGUUUGCACUAAAGUAAAACUGGAAAACAAUGUGGCAAAGAAAUUAACGUCAUGUCCUGAAUAAAAAAAAGUGUUAUGUUUGGGGAAAAUACAUCACAACACAUCACUGAGUACCACUCUUUAUAUUUUCGAGCAUGGUGGUGGCUGCAUCAUGUUAUGGGUAUGCUUGUCAUCAGCAAGGACUAGGGAGUUUUUUAGGAUAAAAAUAAACAGAACAGAGCUAAGCACAGGCAAAAUCCUAGAGGAAAACCUGUCUGUCUGCUUUCCAACAGACACUGGGAGACUAGAGGAAAACCUGUCUGUCUGCUUUCCAACAGACACUGGGAGACUAGAGGAAAACCUGUCAGUCUGCUUUCCACCAGACACUGGGAGACCAAUUCACCUUCCAGCAGGACAAUAACCUAAAACACAAGGUCAAAUAUACACUGGAGUUGCUUACCAAGAAGACAUUGAAUGUUUCUGAGUGGCCUAGUCACAGUUUUGACAUAAAUCGGCUUGAAAACGUUAGGAACACCUGCUCUUUCCAUGACAGACUGACCAGGUGAAUCCAGGUGAACGCUAUGACCCCUUAUUGAUGUCACUUGUUAAAUCCACUUCAAUCAGUGUAGAUGAAGAUGAGGAGACAGGUUAAAGAAGGAUUUUUAAGCCUUGAGACAAUUGAGACAUGGAUUGUGGAUGUGUGCCAUUCAGAGGGUGAAUGGGCAAGACAAAAUAUUGAAGUUCCUUUGAACGAGGGGUAUGGUAGUAGGUGCCAGGCGCACCGGUUUGUGUCAAGAACUGCAACGCUGCUGGGUUCUUCACGCUCAACAGUUUCCCGUGUGUAUCAAGAAUGGUCCCCCACCCAAAGGACAUCCAGCCAACUUGACACAACUGUGGGAAGCAUUGGAGUCAACAUGGACCAGCAUUCCUGUGGAUCGCUUUCGACACCUCGUAGAGUCCAUGCCCCGACGAAUUGAGGCUGUUCUGAGGGCAAAAGGGGGGGGGGGGGGUGCAAUUCAAUGUUAGGAAGGUGUUCCUAAUAUUUGGUAUACUCAGUAUAUCCAGUGCCUUCGGAAAGUAUUCAUACCCCUUGACUUAUUCCACAUGUUGUUGUGUUACAGCCUGAAUUCAAAAUGGAUUCGAUUUUGUAUUUAUUUAUCUGAACCAGUUAGUUAAUUAGCUUAACGCCGGUCCAGAACCAGUUAGUUAAUUAGCCUAGCAUCGGUCCAGAACCUGUUAGUUAAUUAGCCUAGCAUUGGUCCAGAACCAGUUAGUUAAUUAGCCUAGCGCCGGUCCAGAACCAGUUAGUUAAUUAGCCUAGCGCCGGUCCAGAACCAGUUAGUUAAUUAGCCUAGCGCUGGUCCAGAACCAGUUAGUUAAUUAGCCUAGCGUCGGUCCAAAACCAGUUAGUUAAUUAGCCUAGCGCCGGUCCAGAACCAGUUAGUUAAUUAGCCAAGCGCCGGUCCAGAACCUGUUAGUUAAUUAGCCUAGCAUUGGUCCAGAACCAGUUAGUUAAUUAGCCUAGCGCCGGUCCAGAACCAGUUAGUUAAUUAGCCUAGCGUCGGUCCAGAACCAGUUAGUUAAUUAGCCUAGCGCCGGUCCAGAACCAGUUAGUUAAUUAGCCUAGCGCCGGUCCAGAACCAGUUAGUUAAUCAGCCUAGCGCCGGUCCAGAGCCAGGCAGGCAGGACCCCUGUCUCUAUGAAGUCAACUGGCAGUUUUCUUACCCCACUGUCUUCUUAAUGGCAUGCCUCUGGGGAGAACAGACACUUAAUAUAGCCCAGUGUUCCCCUCUGUUUACUUGGUUUUGCUCUCAAAUAGCUCCAUCCAUGCUUUUAAUUGUGGGACAAGUUGGAAGAGUGAUGACAACAUGAAAAAGGAGGAACUGAAAGUCUGUGAAAAGAGAAGCCUCAGCCCCCAGCGUUGCAGAUGUUUAUUCAGCAGUGUUCGUAGCUCGUUACUGUUGCCUCUCUGUCCCGGUUGCUUUAUUAAUCAGCAGACUUUAUUUCCAGACUCUUUAUGAAAUAUUCACAAGGUUCUGGGGCCAGAACCUGCCUUCCCCUGCUCACACGGUGACUAAGUCUGGCUCCUCAGUGGGGGGACUGGGUAUUCAUUCAUUUCUUAAUUCAUUCUGAGUCCUGGUGUGAAAUAUGACAGUUUAAAUUGCUCUGGCUGAAUCUGGUUGUGUUGUCGCAGUCUUCAGCGUGUUUACUCUAGGAUCCUGGUAUCCUGUCUUGUACUGUAUCUGAAGAAAGCAUCGGCCCUGUAUAGACGGUUUCUCUCUCCCUUCCUCUCCCUUCCUCUCCCUCUCUCUCCAUCUCUCUCCCCCCCCCCCCCCCCCCCCCCCCCCCCCCCCCCAUCUCCCCACUCCCUCCAGCUCUGCUCCAGAUUCUGGCAGCCUCUGAGGCGGGCCGAGACGUGGCCUAUUUCACCUUUGGUGACAGCGCCCUGAUGAAAGACGUCUACGAAAUGCACUACUUCCUCACACAGAGACACGUCAGCGUCGGUAAGGCACAUACAAUCUCCCUCUCCACAAUGUGUACUGCCAUGUCCCUAACCCUCACACAGAGACACGUCAGCGUCGGUAAGGCACAUACAAUCUCCCUCUCCACAAUGUGUACUACCAUGUCCCUAACCCUCACACAGAGACACGUCAGCGUCGGUAAGGCACAUACAAUCUCCCUCUCCACAAUGUGUACUACCAUGUCCCUAACCCUUCACACAGAGACACGUCAGCGUCGGUAAGGCACAUAAAAUCUCCCUCUCCACAAUGUGUACUACCAUGUCCCUAACCCUUCACACAGAGACACGUCAGCGUCGGUAAGGCACAUCUCCCUCUCCACAAUGUGUACUUUCCAUGUCCUAACCCUUCACACAGAGACACGUCAGCGUCGGUAAGGCACAUCUCCCUCUCCACAAAGUGUACUACCAUGUCCCUAGCCCUUCACACAGAGGGCACGUCAGCGUCGGUAAGGCACAUACAAUCUCCCUCUCCACAAUGUGUACUACCAUGUCCCUAACCCUUCACACAGAGACACGUCAGCGUCGGUAAGGCACAUACAAUCUCCCUCUCCACAAUGUGUACUACCAUGUCCCUAACCCUUCACACAGAGACACGUCAGCGUCGGUAAGGCACAUCUUCCUCUCCAUGUGUAGGCCACUCCCAUGGCUCUCUCUAUACCAGGCCUGUUCAAUUUCAGUCCUGGAGGGCAGAAACACUUCUGGGUUUUGUUUGUACCUGGUAGUUAAUUGCACUCACUUAAUACUGAAAUGCAUUUGAUGAUUUAAGACGCGUCUCCCUCUACCAUAUCUACUGUACUCCCCUGGCUCACAUCAGAUCUCCCUCUACCAUAUCUACUGUACUCCCCUGGCUCACAUCAGAUCUCCCUCUACCAUAUCUACUGUACUCCCCUGGCUCACAUCAGAUCUCCCUCUACCAUAUCUACUGUACUCCCCUGGCUCACAUCAGAUCUCCCUCUACCAUAUCUACUGUACUCCCCUGGCUCACAUCAGAUCUCCCUCUACCAUAUCUACUGUACUCCCCUGGCUCACAUCAGAUCUCCCUCUACCAUAUCUACUGUACUCCCCUGGCUCACAUCAGAUCUCCCUCUACCAUAUCUACUGUACUCCCCUGGCUCACAUCAGAUCUCCCUCUACCAUAUCUACUGUACUCCCCUGGCUCACAUCAGACCUCCCUAUACUAUGUACAGUGGGGGAAAAAAGUAUUUAGUCAGCCACCAAUUGUGCAAGUUCUCCCACUUAAAAAGAUGAGAGAGGCCUGUAAUUUUCAUCAUAGGUACACGUCAACUAUGACAGACAAAAUGAGAGAAAAAAAUCCUGUCGCUGGGCAACACGGACUUUCAACUCCCUCCAAAGAUUUUCUAUGGGGUUGAGAUCUGGAGACUGGCUAGGCCACUCCAGGACCUUGAAAUGCUUCUUACGAAGCCACUCCUUUGUUGCCCGGGCGGUGUGUUUGGGAUCAUUGUCAUGCUGAAAGACCCAGCCACGUUUCAUCUUCAAUGCCCUUGCUGAUGGAAGGAGAUUUUCACUCAAAAUCUCACGAUACAUGGCCCCAUUCAUUCUUUCCUUUACACGGAUCAGUCGUCCUGGUCCCUUUGCAGAAAAACAGCCCCAAAGCAUGAUGUUUCCACCCCCAUGCUUCACAGUAGGUAUGGUGUUCUUUGGAUGCAACUCAGCAUUCUUUGUCCUCCAAACACGACGAGUUGAGUUUUUACCAAAAAGUUCUAUUUUGGUUUCAUCUGACCAUAUGACAUUCUCCCAAUCCUCUUCUGGAUCAUCCAAAUGCAUUCUAGCAAACUUCAGACGGGCCUGGACAUGUACUGGCUUAAGCAGGGGGACACGUCUGGCACUGCAGGAUUUGAGUCCCUGGCGGCGUAGUGUGUUACUGAUGGUAGGCUUUGUUACUUUGGUCCCAGCUCUCUGCAGAUCAUUCACUAGGUCCCCCCGUGUGGUUCUGGGAUUUUUGCUCACCGUUCUUGUGAUCAUUUUGAACCCACGGGGUGAGAUCUUGCGUGGAACCCCAGAUCGAGGGAGAUUAUCAGUGGUCUUGUAUGUCUUCCAUUUCCUAAUAAUUGCUCCCACAGUUGACUUCUUCAAACCAAGCUGCUUACCUAUUGCAGAUUCAGUCUUCCCAGCCUGGUGCAGGUCUACAAUUUUGUUUCUGGUGUCCUUUGACAGCUCUUUGGUCUUGGCCAUAGUGGAGUUUGGAGUGUGACUGUUUGAGGUUGUGGACAGGUGUCUUUUAUACUGAUAACGAGUUCAAACACGGUGCCAUUAAUACAGGUAACGAGUGGAGGACAGAGGAGCCUCUUAAAGAAUAAGUUACAGGUCUGUGAGAGCCAGAAAUCUUGCUUGUUUGUAGGUGACCAAAUACUUAUUUUCCACCAUAAUUUGCAAAUAAAUUCAUUAAAAAUCCUACAAUGUGAUUUUCUGGAUUUUUUUUCUCAAUUUGUCUGUCAUAGUUGACGUGUACCUAUGAUGAAAAUUACAGGCCUCUCUCAUAUUUUUAAGUGGGAGAACUUGCACAAUUGGUGGCUGACUAAAUACUUUUUUUCCUCACUGUACAACACUGUCUAGUGUUCUAUAGUUCUAUACAUACAACACUGUCUAGUAUUCUAUAGUUCUAUACAUACAACACUGUGUAGUGUUCUAUAGUUCUAUACAUACAACACUGUCUAGUGUUCUAUACAUACAACACUGUCUAGUGUUCUAUAGUUCUAUACAUACAACACUGUCUAGUGUUCUAUAGUUCUAUACAUACAACACUGUCUAGUGUUCUAUAGUUCUAUACAUACAACACUGUCUAGUGUUCUAUAGUUCUAUACAUACAACACUGUCUAGUGUUCUAUAGUUCUAUACAUACAACACUGUCUAGUGUUCUAUACAUACAACACUGUCUAGUGUUCUAUAGUUCUAUACAUACAACACUGUCUAGUGUUCUAUAGUUCUAUACAUACUACACUUUCUAGUGUUCUAUACAUACAACACUGUCUAGUGUUCUAUAGUUCUAUACAUACAACACUGUCUAGUGUUCUAUACAUACAACACUGUCUAGUGUUCUAUAGUUCUAUACAUACAACACUGUCUAGUGUUCUAUAGUUCUAUACAUACAACACUUUCUAGUGUUCUAUACAUACAACACUGUCUAGUGUUCUAUAGUUCUAUACAUACAACACUGUCUAGUGUUCUAUAGUUCUAUACAUACAACACUGUCUAGUGUUCUAUAGUUCUAUACAUACAACACUGUCUAGUGUUCUAUAGUUCUAUACAUACAACACUGUCUGGUGUUCUAUAGUUCUAUACAUACAACACUGUCUAGUGUUCUAUCCAUACAACACUGUCUAGUGUUCUAUAGUUAUAUACAUACAACACUGUCUAGUGUUCUAUAGUUCUAUACAUACAACACUGUCUAGUGUUCUAUAGUUCUAUACAUACAACACUGUCUAGUGUUCUAUAGUUCUAUACAUACAACACUGUCUAGUGUUCUAUACAUACAACACUGUCUAGUGUUCUAUAGUUCUAUACAUACAACACUGUCUAGUAUUCUAUAGUUCUAUACAUACAACACUGUCUGGUGUUCUAUAGUUCUAUACAUACAACACUGUCUGGUGUUCUAUAGUUCUAUACAUACAACACUGAAAUGUAUUGGAGUAUUUUGCACAUUGCAAAGGCAUACACCUAACUAUAUUGGUUAUAGAAUUAUGUAUUUUUGGUAAACAAUUUGUUGUAUUAAAUCACUACCUGUAAAAUCAGGAAGAAUUACAAUACCAUUUGUCAGCAUUUGCCCUCUAUUCCUGAUUCUCUGCUGUGGUUGUUUGGUGAAUGAAUGAUGUAUCUAACGUGGUCUCUGUUUCUGUCUCCAUAGGGGCUCUGUACAGUUUCCUGUGUCAGUACUACAGUUCAGUGUGUCAGAGCUGCUUCACACGCUGUCCUGACGUCAGCCUCUAUUCCUUCAUCUACCAGGAG